UAAAAUAGCUGAUUUAAAAAACAAAACAAAAAUAAAAAGACUUCAACGCGGCAACACUUUCCAUCUCGACCGAGUCAGAAAGAACGAUCGAGACGAAAAAAAGAAGAAGAAGAAAGAUGGGUCAAGCAGAAGAAGAAGAUAAAAGCAAAGGAUUUGCUGAGGAAGCAGUUAACCAGCAUCAUCAUCAUCAUCAUCAAUACGGUACGUUUCAAGGUGUUUCCAAUUAUCCUCAACCUUCGCCGCCUCCUGGAGUUUACGAUUCCUCCGCUCCUCAUUACGUCCACGGUUAUCAUGCUGUUCCAGUAUAUGGCAUUGCUGAAGGAAGACCUGUGACUGUGAGACAACGCCGCCUUUCUUGCUGUGGAAUUGGUCUUGGAUGGUUCUUGUUCAUAGUUGGUUUUUUCCUUGGAGGAAUCCCUUGGUAUGUCGGAAUGGGCAUCAUGAUAGUUGGAAGGAGGGUUGACCACAGGGAGAAACCAGGUUACAUUGCUUGCACCAUCGCUGCUAUUCUUGCCACGAUCGCUGUUAUUCUUGGUGUAUCUAAAGGAGCAGAAGAUUGAUGAUCAAUCAUUUAUAUCUUUGGUUGAUUCAGAACGUUUGUAUAGAUGUCGAUUAACAUUGCGUGCUGUAUUCAUUAUCUUCGUACUUCUUAUGAACUCCUUCUGAACAUAAAGAAAAAGAUGUAAACUUAUAAAAGUUAUUUGCCAACCAA
Molecule: messenger RNA, 712 nt
Organism: Brassica oleracea var. oleracea
Lineage: Eukaryota; Viridiplantae; Streptophyta; Magnoliopsida; Brassicales; Brassicaceae
Product: 60S ribosomal protein L18a-like protein
Exons: 4
Coding region: 117-560 (147 amino acids)
Source: RefSeq, a predicted model, not a curated record